AUGUCUCGCCCACUAGUGGUAUUAUACGGCUACGAAUCGUCGACGUUCACCUGGAAAACCCGCCAUGUUCUACGGCUUAAGCAGAUCCCGUACACUUUCGUCACUGUUCCCACUAUGAUGCCCCGUCCAAUUCUGCGCGACAACUUCAAUCUAACUUACCGCAAGAUACCAGUGCUUACCAUUGGGAGCAAAGACCUCUACUGCGAUACGUCGAUCAUCAGUGAAGCGCUUGAGCACUUCUUCCCACAAUCUGAAGGUUUCCAGAGUUUAUAUCCAGCUACUCAAGACGGAAGGACAUAUAGGUCGCUGAUCAGGGGCUUUGCAUCGUACUGGACUGAUAGGCCUUUAUUCCGAACAACGACGGGCUUGAUGCCUGCCAGCAUUUGGCGGUCUUCGUUCGGCCAGGAUAGGGCGCAGCUGAUCGGUCACAAGUUGGAUCCGGACAAGCUGGAGAAGAAAUUGCCUGAAAACCUUUCGAGACUCGACCUCCAGCUAUCGCUUUUCGAACCUCUAUUCGCCGAGACGGAUGGGCCGUGGCUAUUCUCCACAAAGACGCCCUCGCUUGCAGAUAUAUCGAUAUACUAUCAGCUCUUGUGGGGCGAACACAUCAGCUCUGGCCGCUACUCGAACCACAUCUCGGAGGGAGAAAUCCAGAACGAUGCGCCAGGCGAGAUAAUGUCUGAGGUUUUCAAUGCUGAACGGUACCCUGCUGUCGUGACAUGGUAUCAUAGGAUUCGAGCAUACUUUGACGAAUUGCCUUCGACAGAGAAACAAUUGGACAUUGAGCAGGUCCUCGAUGAGAUGAAGAGAUCUCCUGCCUUGGGGCCGAAGUCUCUCCUACUGCCCACUCCUCGAUCGGCUCAUGCUGAACUCAGUGCAAAGACUGGGCUGAAAGAAGGGGCGUUGGUGUCUGUUGUUCCCGAUGAUACUGGUCGAGACGAUCCGACUAUUGGCACUUUGUUAGCGAUCUCGCCGGAAGAGGUUGUUAUCAGGCCUCAAGCGCUGGAGGAGCCCGCCACAUUGGAGACGCGUAUUCACUUCCCGCGUAUUGGGUUUGUAGUUCGGCCUGUGCCUCAGCCAUCCUUGUGA
This is a messenger RNA of Zasmidium cellare ATCC 36951, 1089 nucleotides long. RefSeq lists its product as uncharacterized. The transcript is spliced from 4 exons. NCBI's taxonomy places the organism in Eukaryota, Fungi, Ascomycota, Dothideomycetes, Mycosphaerellales, Mycosphaerellaceae. Bases 1 to 1089 code for a protein of 362 amino acids. The record is from RefSeq and is a predicted model, not a curated record.